Messenger RNA from Vitis riparia (riverbank grape), 1054 nucleotides. Its product is annotated as tRNA (guanine-N(7)-)-methyltransferase. Gene Ontology annotation, molecular function: tRNA (guanine(46)-N7)-methyltransferase activity. The transcript has 8 exons. The record is from RefSeq and is a predicted model, not a curated record. Gene Ontology annotation, cellular component: tRNA methyltransferase complex. Lineage: Eukaryota; Viridiplantae; Streptophyta; Magnoliopsida; Vitales; Vitaceae. Bases 1 to 930 code for a protein of 309 amino acids. Gene Ontology annotation, biological process: RNA (guanine-N7)-methylation; tRNA methylation.
AUGGGUUCCCUCAACCUCUGCUGCCACAGGGCUUUGCCCAAUGCCAGACUACUACCGUGUUCUUCUGCAAUCAACAACAUUAUCACAAUCAAACCCCACCUUCUGUCUUCUUCAUCUUCUUCUUCUAUAUUUAAUCAUCACCGCCAUUUCUGUAACAGCCCAACAGCUGUUGCUUCGACAGCCAAACAACUCACAAGCCCAGAACUUGUUGCCUUGGAGUACGCCGACCUCAACCUCAACUACGACAAUGUUUCUCAGGAGGUAGGUCAUGUUCGAAUUCGGCAGCACGUCAACCCUUUUGCUCCUUCUUUCUCAAUCCCUGCACCAGUGCCUAAUUGGAAUCAAGUCUUUAAAGAUUCCACACUGCCACUCAUGGUUGAUAUUGGAAGCGGUAGCGGCAGAUUUCUCAUGUGGCUUGCAAAAAGAAAUCCUGAUUCACAAAAUUAUUUGGGAUUGGAAAUAAGGCAGAAAUUGGCCAAGCGUGCUGAAUUCUGGGUGAAAGAGCUGUCUCUUCAUAACAUACAUUUCAUGUUUGCAAAUGCCACCAUUUCUUUCAAAGAAUUAGUAUCCACUUACCCAGGGCCCCUGAUGUUGGUUUCAAUACUGUGUCCAGAUCCUCAUUUCAAGAAGAGGCAUCAUAAGAGAAGAGUUGUCCAGAAGCCUUUAGUAGAUUCUAUCGUGAAGAAUUUGAUGCCUGGAGGACAGGUGUUUAUACAGUCAGACGUUCUUGAAGUGGCAGUUGACAUGAGGGAUCGCUUUGAUGCAGAGUCGGAUUUGCUUCAACACAUUGAUGCCAUUGAUCCCAGUAUGCAAUGUGACGAAGAAGGAUGGUUGGCGAAGAACCCAAUGGGGAUACGGACCGAAAGAGAGAUUCAUGCAGAAUUUGAAGGUGCAAAAAUCUAUAGGAGGCUCUACCAGAAGCUGAUAUGAGAUUCUUCCCAAGAAUUUUGUUAGCUCCUUAGCCCACUUGAGUUUUAGACGUGCAAUGCUGUAACUCAAAAUUUUGAUCUGUCUCUUGGCCUUUCAGUAUCUCUUUGGCCGCUAUGUUUAAUUC